Dipodomys ordii (Ord's kangaroo rat) is the source of this 952-nucleotide messenger RNA. RefSeq names its product transmembrane protein 50A (gene Tmem50a). Gene Ontology annotation, biological process: late endosome to vacuole transport via multivesicular body sorting pathway; protein targeting to vacuole. Lineage: Eukaryota; Metazoa; Chordata; Mammalia; Rodentia; Heteromyidae. The transcript has 7 exons. The record is from RefSeq and is a predicted model, not a curated record.
CGGUCGAACAGAGCUGCUACAUCCGGGCGACUGGCAGCCUCCGGUUGUUUUCUUGGCUGAAGUGGGGGAAAGUGAGGCGAACCCGGCAGCCGCGACCGUGGGUCCGGAUCUACUGCACCGGCCCGGCCGCACGAACUUGCUUCACAGCAAGUAAACAGAAGUUUCUGGCUUGAUUUGGCUGUGCUUGUUUUAUCUUGAAGUGAUCCUAAAGCAUGUCUGGAUUUCUAGAAGGUUGGCGGUGCUCAGAAUGCAUUGACUGGGGGGAAAAGCGGAACACUAUUGCUUCCAUUGCUGCGGGGGUUCUGUUUUUCACAGGUUGGUGGAUCAUAAUAGAUGCAGCUGUUAAUUAUCCCAACAUGAAGGAUUUCAACCACUCGUAUCAUGCCUGUGGUGUUAUAGCCACCAUAGCCUUCUUAAUGUAAGUGUCAUCCCUACCCCACCUACACACAAAGGGUGUGUCGCGUCUGGUAAAUUGUUCUUUCUUUUCAGGUGCUCGCAUCUGGUUGUUCAUCGGUUUCAUGUUGGCCUUUGGAUCUCUGAUUGCAUCUAUGUGGAUUCUCUUUGGAGGUUAUGUUGCAAAGGAAAAAGAAAUAGUGUACCCUGGAAUUGCUGUGUUUUUCCAGAAUGCCUUCAUCUUCUUUGGAGGGCUGGUGUUUAAGUUCGGCCGCACUGAAGACUUGUGGCAAUGAGGACCUGGAUAUCUGGUGACGCAGUCUGGCACAGGGCUUUUUCCUGCUCACCGCAGUUUUUCUAUUGCCAUUUUCUAAACUGGUUCCUGAGUGUUGUCUCAGCUUAGGGAUGCAAUGCUAAAUCAUGACAGCUUCCUCUGUAAGCAGCAGCACAGUCUAUCCUGGGGUGCGUCUGGUCAGCCUCAGUAAUGCUAAAAGACCGUGCACACCUGUCAACUUUUAUCAUGGUGUACUUUGUAAAAAUAAAGGAAAUUAUGAAAGGA